Molecule: messenger RNA, 1889 nt
Organism: Oldenlandia corymbosa var. corymbosa
Lineage: Eukaryota; Viridiplantae; Streptophyta; Magnoliopsida; Gentianales; Rubiaceae
Source: the annotation of a GenBank genome assembly
AUCAGAUAAGAGCGCAUAAGACAUUGCAGAAAAGCACUCAUUCUUUCUUCAAUGCAUUGGCAGCCUGAAAGAUCCUUUCAAAGCAAAUCAGUAAAUUAACAUCUUUUCUAUCCAAAUUCUUCAUUCAUGUCGAAUUUUCACGAAGAAAUCCAUUACAAUGGAAACUCAUUUCUCCCUUCAACAUCGCUAGAACUACUCCUCAAGCACUGCAGUACCAGAGUGAAGCGUCCGAGGGAUGAAUAUCACAACGAUCAAACCUCCAAUCUACCUGAUCAACAACGAUUUCAAUCCACCGUUCAGAUUAUGAAGCAAGCAAAAGAGCAACUUCGUAACUUAAACUCCCAAAACGCCGAUGUUAUUUCCUCUGUUUUUAGCUUCGUUGAAGCCCAGUACGCUCUUGGUUACGAAAUUUCCCUGGAAAUGGCACUCGGGAUACUUCUCCAAGCUGCUGCAGAAAAAAUUGACAAUCAGCAAUACGUUUAUGGUAGAAAAUUGUUAAGUUUGUGCCGUCAAUUUUCUAGUAAGGACGGAAUUAGUCCGACCCAGAGACUGACUCACUAUUUUGUUGAAGCUCUACAAGAAAAGACCGAUCGAGAAUGCGGAAUCGCUUUACCGUCAUCGGAAGAAAUUCAGCAGAGCCAGCCAAUGGAUGAGAAAUUGGCCCUGCUUAAUUUACAACCCGAGAUCUUGGCGGGUCAGCAAGAAAACCCGUUUUCUCUCGUCUGCCAGUUCAUGGCGGUCGGAUCGAUUCGAGAUGGUGUGGGAUCGGCUGAGAAAGUUCACCUGAUUGAUUUCUCAAUCGAUAAUGGAUCCCAUUGGAUACUGAUUAUGCAAGAUUUCGCCGGCCCCGGCCGGCGUGAUUUCCCUCUUCGCCUCCUCAAGAUAACUGCAGUCGGAACUUGUAGAUGGAUGAUGGAAGAAACAGGGCAACGUUUGUCGGCUUUUGCAGAGUCAAUCAAUUUGGCAUUUCGAUUCGACAUUGUUGUUUCCGAUCUGAAGGAUCUCAGGAAAGAUCCAUUCGAGUUAGAAGAGGAUGAAGUUGUGGCGGUUCAUGUGGCUACUCGUUUCUGGACUCUGUUAGCGUGGCCUAAUUACUUGGAUUCGCUAAUCGAAACGAUCAAAUCCCUGAAACCAUGUGUAAUGGUGGUGAAAGAAAUGGAGGCAGGAACCAAUAAGAAUAGCUUCCUGGAAAGAUUUGAUGAAGCCCUGAUUUACAUCAGCGGAUCGUUUGAUAUUGCGAAAGAGUGUAUGGAGAAUCAUGUCCUGUAUAGGAAGUUGUGGGAAGAAUUUUGCAGCGGGAAGAUGAUUCGGAAUAUUUUGACGGCUGAGGGAGUUGAGAGGAUUCACAGGCAUGAAAAGAUUGGUUUCUGGAGAUCCCUUUUUGGUAAGUUCGAGAUUGUGGAAACUGAACUUAGUCGCCCGUCGUUGUAUCGUGCAAGAUUGUUGCUCAAAAGAUCGGCUCGGUUUAGUCCGUUUACGAUUGAUAAGGAUGGAGAAUGCUUUGUAUUGGGGUGGAAGGGAAACCCUUUUCUAUCCAUUUCUGCCUGGAAGUUCCCUGAAGAUCACUCCCAGCCUGCGUAGAUUUGCUAUUGAUGGAUUUUCCGAUUUAGCAUUUCUUAUUCUUCUUCAAUAUUUGAAAAGCGAUAUCGUGCAUGGGUACAUUAACAAUACCUAUAGAAGGAUAACAACUAGUUAUCUUGGUUUCUAAACUCUAACAUGUAAGAUACGAUCGUCACGCUAGUUAUACAGUUUAUCUUUACCAAAGCCUUUUGUGAUGGUUUAUUACUUGCUCUCCCAUGUAAGCAUGUUGCAAUCUCACCAAUAUUGUCUAUCACUUAAGCAUGUUUUUUCAAGGUUUUGUUGCAGAAAGAGAAUGAUUUUGAUCCACU